Messenger RNA from Penicillium pulvis, 6198 nucleotides. RefSeq lists its product as uncharacterized. Gene Ontology annotation, molecular function: protein binding. The record is from RefSeq and is a predicted model, not a curated record. The coding region runs from base 1 to 6198 and encodes 2065 amino acids. The transcript has a single exon. NCBI's taxonomy places the organism in Eukaryota, Fungi, Ascomycota, Eurotiomycetes, Eurotiales, Aspergillaceae.
AUGUCUCUAUCAGACUCCGACAGCAACACCGUCCUGAUCCAAGCAGGAGACGUUCAGGAUUUUAAUUCUGAUAACAUACUCCCACUGCCGGCAAAAGAACUUGCCGAAAUCACCAAAUGGCUUCAGCCAACUCCAUACGACUUGGAAAGAAGCGAAUACUCUAGGCACCGCGCCUCGCACCUACUGGGGACUGGUACUUGGCUUACAUCAAGUCAAAUUUAUCAGCAGUGGCACUCUGGUGAUAAUGGGCUGCUGUGGAUCAAAGGCAUACCAGGCUCUGGCAAGUCCGUCAUGGCUGCUUCUAUAAUUAAGCAACUGCAGGAGAUGAAUGUCCCAGUGAUCUACUUUUUCUUCCGACAGAUCAUUGACGCUAAUCAUACGCCCAUCGUUGCGUUGCGAGAUUGGCUGUGUCAGGUUCUAGACUAUAGCCCUCCACUGCAAGUCAAACUUCAAAAUUAUCUUCAAGAAGAUCGGUCUCUUGACAACCUGUCAUCGAUAGAUCUGUGGAAUGACCUUAAGAUGGCAUUACGUGGAUUCCAGAAGGCAUAUUGUGUGACGGAUGCUUUGGAUGAGAUGGAUCCAGGAAAUGAUGACUUUCUUAGGGCUUUGGUUGAUCUAGGUCAAUGGCGCCCAGAAAACAUCAAGGUUUUGAUGACCUCGCGCCCAAUAGCCCGGUUGGAGAUGCCAUUGAGAUCAUAUUCUAUCCAGCAAAUUCGACUAGAAGAAAAACUAGUAGAUGUUGAUAUCGCAGCAUAUGUUCAGUAUAAGCUUCGCAACUCAUCCAUCGACAAAGAAGAUUGGAAUGCUAUUCAAAAGGCGGUUCCCGGUCGGGCAAAUGGUAUGUUUUUGUAUGCAAAAAUGUCCAUGAAUGCCUUUCUUGAGCCAGGCGCACAUGUGCAAGAUGUUUUGAACGCUUUACCGAUGGAUCUUAACGCCAUGUUCAAUGAACUGCUACGGGAGCAUGCUCGGCGAUCGAAUGUACCUUCCGAGCUCCAACUUCUUAUCCUUCAGUUUGUUACUCAUGCGACACGCCCGCUGCGACUUCUUGAGAUUGCUGAAGUGCUGAACGCAAGUUCUGGUAGCAAUUCAACCCUCAAAGAAACCAAAGACCUGGUCAGAGCUGCUUGCGGACCCCUUCUGGAAAUCUUGCCCGAUGAAACUGUGUCGGUUAUCCAUCACUCCUUUACCGAGUUUCUCAAAGGUUAUACCAGAUCGAGCGUCUUGAAAGAGUCUGAAUAUCCGAUCUUUGAACCUGGUGCAACCAACCUGCGCCUUGCUUUAGCUUGUUUGGGGUAUCUGCGGGCAGGAUGUCUUGACAAAAUGGAGAUUACGAACGUCAUACCGAGGAAAAGCCGUAGCCGAUUAAGUAAUGGCAAGGAGACAAAAGACCGCGAAUUACGAUUGCAAUUUCCAUUCUCAGAGUACGCUUCGAACAACUGGUACAAGCAUGCCUAUCGGGCAGAGAAAUCGGGCGAAAACCUGGAAACUUUGCACGAACAUCUUGAUACCUUUUUUGCGGAGAAGCAUCGAUACAAUGCUUGGCUGAAUAUAGCCUGGCCAAAUCGGGAAAUUGAGGGCGUUACGCCCCUUCACGUCGCUGCUCUAACUGGCCUAGCUCAAUUCACAAAUCAAACUUUAUCCAGCGGUGAAGUCAUGGACCGAGAAUCUGCGAGUCUGCCCAUAUACUGGGCAGCAUCAUACAACCACGCCGAUGUGCUUCAGCUGCUCAUUGAUCAUGGAGCUGACCCCGAUGCUGAAUUGGGCGAAGGGCUAAAGCCAUUGCACAUAGCCGCUAAAUCGAACUUCGUGGAUGUAGUCAAGGUUCUACUCGCUGCUGGGGUCAGUCCCUUGACCCCGAAGACAAGGGAAAACCCCCCGAUAGGCAGCUGGGGAUGUGUACCUCCCGCUCGUGGACCUAGUACCAAAGGUCACACUCCUUUGAUGUAUGCGUGCUAUGCCGGUCAUCUAGAGACAGUGGUCGAGUUGAUUCCGAGAUUAAAGACUUUGGAUGAUUUGCACCGAGCGCUACAUUGGGCCGCUGAGAAAGGCCGAUCUAACAUUGCGGAUCUGAUUUUGCAACAGCCCGGAGUUGAUGUCAACGCCAAGUUGCAAGGUGAUACCGCGCUGUUCGUGGCUUGCAUGAGUACGGAUCUCAAGACAAUCGAAGUCCUGAUAAAGGCUGGCGCGGACCCCAACGUGUUCUGUGCAAGUACCAAAGAAAUUGAAGGAGCUAUAUCCAAAUAUCGUUCUUCAAGACCCGACUUACGAAUUGAAACUUCUGAUUCAGAAGCCGGAAGGGGGUUCACGGCGCUCCAUGCUCUGUGCAUAAUGUCUGAUAUCAUGCAAAAGGCUUGCAGUCAGCCCGCUGAAUGUGUGAAGGCUCUUAUCAAAGCUGGUGCCAAUGUCCAUGCGAUGACCUCUAGUGGCUCGACAGCUUUGCACUAUGCAGUCAAAUCAUCCAUCGAAUUGGUUAAGCCUCUGCUGGAUGCAGGCGCCGAUGCUAACACCGAGGACAACGCUGGACAGACAGCUAUGCAUUUCUCAUCUUUAUUCAGGGAUGAAGCUGUACCACUGCUCUUAGAGAGUGGGAAAGUGGAUAUUAAUAAAUCCAGAGGAAUCGAUGGAAUGACUCCAUUGCUUUGUCGCAUAAAAGACAGUAUGGGCCACAACCAGAGGAUUAUGGAUUUUUUAGCCUACAAGCCUGAUGUAAAUGCGACCAAUUUCGAAGGAGACGGACCAUUGCACCUGAUGUUGAAGCGGCGCCCUUUUUUCCACCUCCACCAAGAGGUGAUUCAAGCUUUGCUGGAUGCAGGUGCCGAUUCGAAUCUAAGAAAUAACGCGGGAAACACUCCAUUGCACCAAAUGGGCGAUGACGUUGGUCCCGAAAUAAUUGAAAGCCUGGUGCUAGCCGGAUCGGACCUUGAAGCACGCAACAAUGAGGGCCAGUCAGUUCUUUUUGCUCAAUUGUCAUCAUGGAGAGGUCUUCAUGGCGGCUCAAAAAUACUGGACCACCUCGUUAGACAGGGCGCACGUCUUGAUACGCGUGAUCACAAAGGCCGUACCCUAUGGCACUGUGCCAUCAACAGCCUGGCCACUUUAUCUCGUCUCCAAACCUUAGGCGCUGAUUUUCUUGUGUCAGACUACUCUGGCAACACACCACUUCAUGAAGUUGUCACUGAUAAGUCAUUGAGGAAUAAGCGAGAGGUAUUGGAGCGAUUGAUGGACAUUGGCAUGGACAUCAGCCAACGCAAUAACGACGGUCGAACGGUUCUGCACGCUGUCUGUUCGAGAGAUGACUUCAAGUAUGACCAAGACAACGAAUCAGGUUACACAGUCCUUGGCUACGUCCUUGGACAGGCCGAAUGUCUGACAGUUAGUGAUAAUAAAGGUAUCCAGCCACUACACAUCGCUGCUACGAUCUCUGAAGUAUAUUUUCAUAGACUUCUCAACGCUGGAGCCGACAUUCGCGCAGCUACACAUGAUAAUAUGACAGUCCUUCAUCUUGCUGCGCGUGCACGACAGUCCGGCAUCAUUGAUAUGAUAUUAUCCCAGGCCAUGUCACUUUCUGAGAAAAUCCGCCUGGAAUUAGUCAACAGUCGAGAUAAAGACAAACGAACUGCCCUUCAUUACGCAUGCCGCUCCGGUCGACCGGAGACUGUCAAAUCCUUGCUUGAGGCUGGAGCAGUCUGCUCUGUUCUUGACACCCAUGGGAAUUCUCCAUUUGCAUUAUGUGGGGAGUUCGAGAAAGAAGCUUCGCUGUGGGAUUAUCGAAUACCAUCAGUGCAACCGCCGCGUGCGCCACCAAUUAAAGGUCUUAAUGCAGCAGGCUUGAUGCUGAAGGAUGACACGCGACCAUUCCCUGAUCGAGCUCACAAUGAUGGCGAGCCCAUCUUCGGAAGAAUCAACUCGGAACAUGAUACAACAAGAUUGAAUGAGAUCAUGAAUCUGCUUGUCAAACAUGGAAUCGACCUAAAGAGCGAUUACAAGUCUCUAGAGUAUGCCUGGAGAAAUGCCGCGAAGCCUGAAUUUGGGUAUACGAUUUCUUGUCUCCCACCUCCUCUCAUCCAACCUACCUCACCCCCUGGAUAUCUUCCAAGACACCUCAGGUCUGAGAUAUAUGACCGGGAGCUUAGAAUAUCAGUUGCGACUAAUUGCCGGAGCGCAAUGCGAGAAUUCAUAGAGGAGGGCUGGACACCAGAAGACGAAGACGAAGAGAAAGACGCGUGGGAUCAGACAGAUGCCCAAUAUGCCCGACAACGCGCAGUGGAGAAUGCUCUGGCUUUGAGAUACUAUGACUUAUUCGAAAAGCUAUCAGGGGACAACAGCCUCCAGAAUCCAGGUUCUGACGGAUCCGAAGCGUGGAAUAUGCUUGCGAGAUGGGGAUUUACUGAAAUUCUUGAUCGUAUGUGUACUCAGAAGAUAGCGGCCCAGCUUGACGGCAUUGACUGGGCCCUCGAUCCAGACGAAGGCAACCUACACCAAUGCAGUACACCAUUGCUCGUAUCUGCUUGUGAAAGACAGCUUCCCAAUAUGGACGUCGUGAAACUUCUUGUUGAAGGCUUUGGAGUUAACACAAAUGCGAAAUGCACGGAACGUAUUUUUCGUGACGGGGGUUUCCUUCCAUCAAUUACCAAGGGGGUCUUGCAUGACCUUGCCCUCGGAAAGCUCUGGUGGCAUGUGGACAAAGCGUUACCGUACUUGAUUCGAAUGGGCGCAAACAUUAAUAUUCGGAACAGGGAAGGAGAGACACCCCUUAUCAUUGCCCUGAAUACCCAUCACCCAUUUUCCAAGGAAGCUUUUAAAGUUCUCAUAGAAGCAGGUGCAGAUGUCAAUGCGGCUGACAACACUGGCAAAACGUGUCUUUCAAAGGCUGGCGACGACCUGAAUCUCAUCAAACUUUUGAUUGCACAUGGUGCUGAAGCCAGCCCUUCCGCCAUACUCUCUGCUCUAAACCAUAAGCAGGUCGAAAUUUUGGAGGCACUUCUUUCCCAUAGCGGAAAAUCAAUAUUGAGGCAGGAUCUUCCGACGGAGUUCUCCUACGGUAGUUCUCCGGAUCGUUUCAAAACCGUCGGUGCCGGGACCUUACCACUGCUAUACGCAGCCGCGGGCCGCCCUCGCAGUCAAUCAGCGGAACCGAAUUCGAACACUGCAAUUCAAAUGCAAUUAGUAGAUGUGCUUUUGAAGUACGGAGCAGAUCCAUAUGCCACUUUUUCCAAGCAGAAAAUUCAGUACAUUCCGCAUGGGGGUUUGCGCGCUGAAGAGCGCAGGGAGUUCCCAGUCACAACCGCGACUGUAAUCCACGAGCUCUUGAGUGAUGGCCAUAUAUUUGAUCCAAUCUUCAAGAUUGCAUUUUUGGAUACCGAGCGCCGUGAUGAGAACGGGUGCACGCUGAUCUUAGCUGCGUCCAAAAAUUGCAGUGAAAUGUUUUACGACAACAAAUCACACGAAAAGUACAACUCCAUGAACUGCUUUGAAGAACUGAUCAAUCGUGGGGCAAAUGUCUUGGCCCAGGACAACAAGGGGAGAACGAUCCUUCAUCACAUCGGGCGUUUGAUCUCUGAAAAUUCCGUCAAAAAGGCACUCAAGACCGCCAUGGCGGCCAACCCGAGUCUCGUGGACCAGACCGACGAAGCCGGCGAGACUGCUCUCCACCAUGCCCUGCGUGAGAAACGAGAUAACCUAAUUCAAUUUCUCCUGGACAAUGGAGCAAAUCCCCUUCAACCAGACAAGAAUGGAGACACGGCUCUCCAUCACUUUUCUACAUCCCCCAUAUUAAAUAAAGACCUAUUCGAACGAUUCAUGAUAUCAGGGGUCGACAUCAACGCGCAAAACAAAAGUGGAGAAACGCCACUCUUCAGUCUCGUCAAGGAGAAUGAUGGAGGACUGGGCCAGGGAACAGCUCAGACGGACGAAGAUUCCAGCUUCGAAUUCUUCCUGGAAUCAGGCGCAGAUGUUUUCUCCCGAAGUAACGACGGCUCUACUUUACUCCAUGUCAUUGCAGGAAUUGAACUCGAGGCAAGACGUAUGUUUUGGCGCCCGAGAGUUAAACGCGCGUGUGUGGGGCGGUUCAAGCGGCUGAUGGAAAUGGGGUUGGAUCCAAUGUUUGAGGACAAGAGACAGAGAACUAGUGUUGAUGUUGCUGCUGCAUGUGAGAACGAGCUUAUUCUAAAGUUAUUUAAGAAGGAGCCCAUGGAGUAG